Messenger RNA from Paramormyrops kingsleyae, 4289 nucleotides. Its product is annotated as protein Wnt-6-like. The record is from RefSeq and is a predicted model, not a curated record. Gene Ontology annotation, molecular function: cytokine activity; frizzled binding. Gene Ontology annotation, cellular component: extracellular region. Gene Ontology annotation, biological process: neuron differentiation; canonical Wnt signaling pathway; multicellular organism development. NCBI's taxonomy places the organism in Eukaryota, Metazoa, Chordata, Actinopteri, Osteoglossiformes, Mormyridae.
CUACAAGAUGAACGUUUAAAAUAAAUUCUGUAGCCGGACCUGUUCACUGUGUUUGUCCAUUUUUAUACAUCGCCUGACCGAAGUCUGGAGUCACUCCAUCCUCCCCCUCGGACUGCAGGGUGUUCAUUGCCAGACUAAAAUUUCUGCGCCAGAAAGUAAAGUGUUUUUUUUUUUUCUUUUAAUACGGAGGAUAAAUCCGUGGGAUAAAUCUGUUGCGCUCAUUGUGAAAACGUUACUUAGCCUCCAGCGACCACUGGUUUACCAAACUUCGGUGCGGUUUUGAGCAUCGUGUGAUUGUACGCAGGUCCCUCGAGAAAACUUUUUCCUGUUUUUUUCUUUUGUUUUCAUUUGGGACGCACAAUCUUUAUCAAAGAAUCGUUUAGGCUUGGCAUCAACAUGAUAUUGAAUAGGACUGAAGUCGCACUGGUUUUUAUUCUCUGUCCGAUGGACAUUGUCGCGUUAUGGUGGGUGUCGGGGAACCUGCCAGCCAUGGACUCCAACGGCAUCUGCCAGAAAAGCAGGCGUACAGCAGGAAACCAGGCGGCGCUGUGCCAGAGCCAGCCAGAGGUGCUCUACGCUGUGGCCAGGGGCACCAGUCUGGGCGUGCGCGAGUGUCAGCACCAGUUCAGACACCACCAGUGGAACUGCACGCAACAGGGCAAGUCUUUCCGCAGGAUAUUACAACAAGAUAUCCGAGAGACGGCAUUCGUGUUCGCCGUUGUCGCAGCCGGCUCAGUGCACACCGUGACCCAAGCGUGCAGCUCAGGCGAGCUUCUGCAGUGCGGCUGCGAGGACCCUCACGGCAGGCGUCCGCCUCAACUGCCCGCCACUUUUGGCAAGCAGGGCAUCAUCUGGGAGUGGGGUGGCUGCGGAGAUGACGUGGAGUUUGGCUUCGAGGCAUCCAGGAGGUUCAUGGACACCAAGAGAAGGAAGACCAAGAGCGAUGUUAGGACACUGAUUGACCUUCACAACUACGAGGCGGGAAGGCUGGUACAGUCAUGGAGCUUAGUCUGCCACGGGCAGCACGCAGUGAGAAAUCAUAUGUGGACGGAGUGUAAAUGCCACGGGCUGUCUAGCUCCUGUUCUCUGAAGACCUGCUGGAGGAAGAUGCCCCAUUUCCGAGAGGUGGGUGACCGUCUGCUGCAAAGGUACAACAGUGCUUUCAGGGUGAUGGGCAGCAACGAUGGUGGGAUGCUGGUGCCCGCCGGCCAGGGCGUGAAACCCCCAGACGGCCUGGAUCUCGUCUACUCGGAUGAGUCUCCGGACUUCUGCCUUCCCUGCAGACGGACAGGUUCACUGGGCACAGGGGGCCGUGCCUGUGAUAGCCGGGUGACUGGCAUGGGGGGUUGCCGCCAGCUCUGCUGUGGCCGUGGCCACAAGAAGGAAACACAGCUGGUGGAACUGAACUGCCUUUGCAGGUUUUACUGGUGCUGCACAGUGGAAUGUGAGAAGUGUUCCACCAGUAAGAACCUCACUCUCUGCCUCUAGAACUGUCUGGGGUGAAGAUUUCACCAAGGUCUUAACAUCUAGAAGCCCAUAACAGGAGGUUCUUAUCUUAAAACUAUUUCUGAAAGGAAUGCAACUUGGUUUCUAAAGGCCUCCAGAAGUGACUGAUAAGUCUGUGUCCAAGACCUUGUUAGUCUAUUCAUUUCCAGAAUGCAAGUGUACGUAGAAUUCUAUUGCAAUGAUAUAUAGUUCACCACAUCCGGAAAAAUAAUUCUCUAGAUCAGAGGGAAGGUUAACUUUGGUAAAUCCAAAACAAACCCUUUUGUUCCAUUAAAACUGUACAAUGCAUUCCUGUGGCAAAUAUCCUUACCAUUUCUGAAAACUUAGCUAUAGUGGGCAAAACUAGCAAGUGAAAGAAAGUAUCCUUGUCGGUUAUUAUGUAACAAACGUAAAAAUGGUACAAAGAAAAUGAGAAUGCUGAGAUUCCUGCACAGAGCACACGCCAUUUCUGUUACCAGAAGCCGACACCUGGAUUAACGGCACGUUCCCACUAUACGCGUUGCGUUGCGCUUUCAUCAACGCACGCGUUCUGCGAUCCGGUAGAACAUCGUACAUACAGUAGCACCGAAAGCAAUGUAUGGCGUUCCCACUAGUGCGCUGCGCACUGCUGCAUGCAUGUCUCUGCGCUGCGCAGACCAAACGCGUUCCAAAUCGUCUGUAUACGUUUUUUACUUCCUCUUUUCUCCACAUAUGCUUGGUUCCUCAAAUCCUCAUACAGGAUCCAAAACGGCCCUUUGUCUUCUCUCUCAAUCAGCAGGGGAUGGCCCCAGGACCUGCGGGUAGGGUACACCUUCUGCGGCGUAUAAUUGCCACUAUGAGCACUAAAGCUGAAAGCAGCUCUGAAUUCAUUUUAAAGCAGAAUGUAGUCAGAAUCUGACGCCAAAAACAACCUGUGAUCUCCACACUAAAAUCUCCUCAUAAACCCACACUACGACACCAGUGUCAUCUACAUUAGUGUCAUCUAUCUAUUGGCAUAUUUCAAUAAUGUUUAAAUAUGUAGAAUCAAAAAACGCGUAGUAAAACACAACAUCAAAUUAUAUAUACAUAAUAACGCGCACAAACGCGAGAUAACACAGAAAGUCAUGGAAAAAAUAAACGCAAUACGACGCCUUGCGCUUUUCGCUGCGUUUUUUUGGCUUCCCUAGUGUGAACUCUAAUGGCUGUUGUAACUAUCACAGAUUUUUGACCAAAUUUUAUAACAUGCCAGCUUAUUCUGAUGACAAGAGUCCAGCUAUUUUUAAAGCCUUUUAAAUUCAAGAGGCGAAUAAGCAUUUUUAAAGAUGUUUUUUCAUUCUUUUUAUCGGCACAUUUUAUUUACAUGCAUACUCAUGUCACCAAGGUCCCAAACAAAUCUCUCUAUUCUGUUACCUUUCUUUUUUUUUUUUAGCAUCCUGUAACAUUUUAAUUCCCAAAUAAUUCUAUAGAUUCACUGUACAACUGUGCAAAGUUUUCUUCACCACCUCUGCACAAAACUCCUGAACAACAACUACUGGACAGCUAUAACAGAAAUAAUGUGGAUUUUUUUUCUAUUGCCGUUUCACUGGGUAACAGAAUGUGGUUCCUUACUGGGAGGCUUGAGGGUAAAGCUGUCGCUAUGACAACCAAACUCUAUUCAUGUCACAUUUGACCUUGACAGAGAAUAAGGACUUACCUGUAGUCAAUGCAUUCAAAGUACCUGUUCCGAGCAGUGUUGACCGCCAAGUUACCCUUGAAAUAACUCAACCAGGAACACCACCAUGGAUGCAAACUGUCACGUAGUUUCUGGAAACCAAGGAGCUCAUGUACCGCAAAAGCUGUGUUUCGUUUUGAGUUAUAUUUUUCUGUGAUGUUUGCUGGAAAACCAAAUGUGAAUUGUGUUGAUAAACUAAAUGGGUAUAUUGUGUAUAUCGUUUUUACCUUUAAUAACAGUAUAUAACUAUUGUAUGUUCUGUUAUGACUUAUGAUGUACAAUACCAUACUGUUCUGCAGCAUUGUUUGGGGUAACCAAACAUUACAAAUAGGUGGAGGACUGUAACAAUGCAUUAUGUAAGAAUACCGCAUUAUAUAAUAACUCAAUUAAAUGUUAACAAGUUUUCACUUCAUUAUGCAAUAGCACCCACAUUUUGUAAUACAACGCUUGAAUGCAUUAGGGGAGACCAGAGAUGGUUGUAAUGUUUUUUACAUUUUUGCCAGAAUAUCAGAGUUUUUUAAUGGAAUCCCAUUCAAAAUUUGACACAAACCACCUGUGUGUGUCUUCAGUUAAAUAACAGUUAAAGGUUUUAUCUCUGAAUCACAAACAGACAAACAGCGGGUGAAUUGUUACAAUUCACCCCAUAGUCAGGGAUAGUUGUAACACAGCCCAGGGUUAAUGUAACAUUAUCAAUGAUGUCAAAGUUUUUUAUUAAUUCUUUUUGUUCUUUUUGUGUGUGUGUGUGUGUGUGUGUGAGUGAUGUUUGUCAGCAUCAGCAUCACUGUGGUGACAGGUGUAUUGAACUUCUCUUGGUGCACAGGCCUGAUAAGAUACUCUUAUUUUUACGUGUGUACUUGUCUGUCCUUGUGAGUGUUACCGACAGCUGCGGGCGCGAGCGGCGUUUCUGUUUGCGUCCUUCGCAUCAAACACCCGCGGGUAAUAUUAUCGAACAUCGGUAACAUUAACUGUAAAAGGUCAGUUGCUCCGGAGCUUUGCUCGGUCGCCGGUCGGGGCCGGGAGGACAUUUUCCACUUUUUUCCCCGCUCCGGCAGUAGCCUGCAUUGAGAGGGUUUUUGUGGUUUUUUGGCCUCCCUAGAGCAACUUCACUUUAGUU